ACACACACAUGCACUUCCUUUAGUAUCUUUAGUGUGUCUAAUUCCUGUGUAGCUAAAAAUGCCCCGGAACUUCUGACCUUCUAGAGUGCUGGGAGAGGGGAUAUGUUGCCACACCCUGUUUGUGUGGCACUGGGGAUCCACCUAGAGCAUCAUGUGUGCGAGGCGAGCGCUCUGCCAGCACUCACUCGUUCCACUGAGCGUUUCCUUUUCUUUUGAGGCAGGUCUCAUCAUGUAGCCCAGGCUGGCCUUGAAUUUCCCAGCAGUCCUGCCUCUGCUUCCAGGGGUUGUCACCACACCUUGCUUUCCGUCUCUUUAGAAGUCUUUACAAAUGAAUGUGGUGACACUGGGGAGUGUGUUUUCAGGUGCAGUGUUCAAAGUGGCCUUCCCGAACCUAGACAGGGAGACCUCAGUUUGCAAAGGGAGAAGAACAGAAAUGGGAGUCUAGUGACUCCACUCCACAGUCAUCCUUUUGGUGUUUCGAGACUGCUCUGGCUGUCCUAGAACUCGCUCCGUAGACCAGGCUGGCCUCGAACUCACAGAGAUCCGCCUGCCUCUGCCUCCUGAGUGCUGGGAUUAAAGGCGUGCGCCACCAAGGCCCAGCCAGAGUUAUGUGGUUUAGGAACAUUCACAGGAAAGGUAUUCAAAUUACCAUUGCAACCCAGCCCUGCCUCACCCCUUCCUUAAUUCUGUUUGGUUUUUCUAUUUGGUCAGAUGUAGCGUGGGACUUGGGAACUCUUGCACAGUUGGAAGGCAGGGAGACAGUUGACUCAUUACUGCCAGGACUCUCCCUUCUUUUGUCCUGAAGCCUGUGGCUUUCAAUUCACUAGGAGGAUGCGACAAGAGUGGCACCCGUGAAGAUGGCCCUGGCAAACUUAGUCAGACAUCAGUAGUGUUAAUUUUCUUCUGCCUGUGCCCUCACCUAAGAAUAAGGACUGCAUUCUGUGCCCAUGAGCGCACGUGCCUUUUCGCUGACAGCUGUGCAUCAUAGUCUCUCCGUGCCAAGGGUAUUCCAAGCUGGAGGCUCUGUGUUAGAGAGCAAUAGAGCGCGCGCUCGCCUGGAGUGCCUGUGGUAGAGUGCCUACUGAGACAUGAAGACUGGGUUUGCCCUUGGGAGCCUGGCCUUGGUAACCCACCUGCCCUUAGUGCUGGCGACACCUAAAACGCUGGCCAUCCCCAAGAAGCUACAACAAGCUGUGGGGAGCGUCGUCGUCAAUGCCACAACGUGCAGUGUUACGUGCGGCCUCGGCUACAGGGAAGAAACCGUCUGUGAGGUGGGUCCUGAUGGAGUGAGGAGGAAGUGCAGGUCCCAGCGCUUGGAGUGCCUGACCAACUGGAUCUGUGGGAUGCUGCACUUCACCAUCGUGCACGGGCAAGAGAUGGAGCUGAGCUGCCUCAGCUCAGACAUCCUAGAGGUGGGGCAUGAAGCUUUCCGCUUCACCUGGAAGCUUGCUCGAGGCAUCAUCUCCACCAAUGACGAGCUCUUCAAACCCUUCCGAGCCAACUCCCACUUUGUGCGAUUCAAGCCGGCCUACGAGUCUGACUCUGGGACUUACAGGUGCGACGUGCAGCAGCUGAAAAACCUGAGGUUUGUCAAGAGGCUCUACUUUGGACUGAGGGUCCUUCCUCCAAAUUUGGUAAACCUGAAUUUCUACCAGUCCCUCACCGAGGACCAGAAGUUGGUAGAUGAGGGCUGGGAAAUUAAUCUAGACAACCAUUCCAAGCCUCACCUCCCAAAGUGGCAAAGGAAGGUGGCGUCAGCCUUGGGCAUAGGGAUUGCUGUUGGAGCCGUCAGUGGCUUGCUGGUGAGCAUUGCUGUCCACACCGUGCUGAGGGAGACUGACAGCAACGGCAACCUGAGCAGCUGAGAGAACCCUUAACACCCGGGAGCUGGCCCGGAGGUGAGUGUCCUGUCCCUCUGAUAGUGAAGUGGCAAGAAGGGCUCCUACAGUGUCCUGUCCCUCUGAUAGUGAAGUGGCAAGAAGGGGCUCCUACAGCCAGAGGUUGGCUAGGAGGCUUGGAGGAUGCGACCUCGCCCUCACCCUGCAGUUCAGGGCAGCAGUGCCCAGCACUGUCUUCUGUUUUAUCAUACCGGGUGCUCAGGAAACCCGCUCACUAUGGGCCUUGCUUCUGUUCCUAGGGGAGCUGUGUCUUCCGAGCUUGCUUCUUUCUGUGCUUUACAGCGUGUGUGCCGCUCACCUCCAUUCCCCUUCUCUGGACAGUGUGUUUGUACCAGAACCUACUAGUAGCAGUUUGGGUGGAAACUUUUUAUUUUUGUUCAAUAAAGAGAAUUCACAGUA
Molecule: messenger RNA, 2297 nt
Organism: Phodopus roborovskii (desert hamster)
Lineage: Eukaryota; Metazoa; Chordata; Mammalia; Rodentia; Cricetidae
Gene: Tmem81
Product: transmembrane protein 81
Exons: 1
Coding region: 1089-1865 (258 amino acids)
Source: RefSeq, a predicted model, not a curated record